Molecule: messenger RNA, 1636 nt
Organism: Solanum stenotomum
Lineage: Eukaryota; Viridiplantae; Streptophyta; Magnoliopsida; Solanales; Solanaceae
Product: UDP-glucuronate 4-epimerase 2-like
Exons: 1
Coding region: 136-1359 (407 amino acids)
Source: RefSeq, a predicted model, not a curated record
AGUUCUACACAAACCUAGUUUCUUGUUUUGUAUAGCCGCCACAUUUUACGGUCUUUGAGAAUGAAUGCAUUUCUUCUUCUUCUUCUCCAUGUAGUUUUACUGCAAAUUUAACCAGCCAUUAAUCAAUCAAUCAAUAUGGACAAGCACCGGAGGUGGACAUAUUCCAUUACCAAGCUUGUUUUCUGGGCAACCAUUUUUGCAGGUACCCUUCUUUUCUUGUGUGUUUUUCGUUCUUCUCCUCCAUCUCAUUCUGCAACUAUGAAAUGGGGUAGUAGUAAUAAUACCCCACAAUGGGAAAACCGUGUCAGAUUAUCUGCCCGUUCACGUUCCGGUCAUUUAUCCGUUCUUGUUACCGGCGCCGCCGGUUUCGUUGGGUCUCAUGUCUCCGCCGCACUCAAACGCCGUGGUGAUGGCGUUGUUGGAUUAGAUAAUUUCAACAGCUAUUAUGACCCAUCGUUGAAAAGGGCCCGUCAGAAAUUGUUGGAACAUAAAGGGGUUUUUGUCAUUGAAGGUGAUAUCAAUGACGAAAAGCUUCUGAAAAAGCUUUUCGACAUUGUUGAAUUUACCCAUGUAAUGCACUUAGCUGCACAGGCCGGCGUUCGUUACGCAAUGAAGAAUCCUGGUUCUUACAUCCAUAGCAACAUUGCAGGCCUCGUUACCCUUUUCGAGGCCUGCAAAUCCGCUAACCCACAACCUUCAAUUGUUUGGGCAUCAUCCAGCUCUGUUUAUGGGCUCAAUUCCAAAGUACCCUUCUCAGAAAAAGAUCAAACGGAUCAACCAGCGAGUCUAUACGCCGCCACAAAGAAAGCCGGUGAAGAAAUUGCACAUACUUACAAUCACAUCUACGGUCUUUCCAUUACAGGGUUAAGAUUCUUCACUGUUUAUGGACCUUGGGGUCGGCCAGAUAUGGCGUAUUUCUUCUUCACAAAGAACAUACUAAAAGGAAACCCCAUUUCAGUAUUUCAAGGUUCAAACAACAAAAGUGUAGCUAGAGAUUUUACCUACAUUGAUGAUAUAGUAAAAGGGUGUUUAGGGGCUUUGGAUACAGCAGAGAAGAGCACAGGAAGUGGUGGAAAGAAGAAGAAGAAUGCACAAUUAAGGGUGUUUAAUUUGGGGAAUACUUCACCAGUUCCAGUAACAAAGCUAGUUAGCAUAUUGGAGAAACUACUCAAGGUAAAGGCUAAAAGAAAUGUGUUGCCAUUGCCAAGAAAUGGAGAUGUGAUGUUUACUCAUGCUAAUAUCAGUUAUGCUCAGAAGGAAUUUGGAUACAAACCCACUACAGAUUUGCAGAUGGGGUUGCAGAAAUUUGUUAAUUGGUAUCUUGAUUACUAUUCAAUAAUUGAAAAGAAGAAUUAUUGAUCAAGUAUAUGGUGUUCCAUGAGACGCUUGUAUAGGCAUUUGAAUUUUUUUAGUCUCUUUUUUUCUUGGAUUAGUUGUAUUGAUUACUUGCAGUUAGGCGGAUUUAUUAUGCUAAUGAUCUCACACAUAGUAUUAAUGAGUUGAGGUUCUAUUAAAAUGUGCUUCUAUUGCUCUUUAUAUGAUUGUGCUAUUUGGAGGCAUGUGUAGUUUCAUGAUUUGUUUGUACAAAUUCUUAGUCUUUUUGUUCCUUUUGGGAUAAGAAAUUCACUUCUUGGUA